AUGGACUUUCUAUCUAAGCUAAGGGGAUCAACUGAAAUCAAAGAAAUUCUGAACAGUGAUGGCCACUGUUCCAUUCCAAGAAUAGUGGAAGAUUAUGAAGCAGUUGUUGGGAUAACAGCCAUCACUGAUACCAGAAAGGAGGGGCCUUCAUCACUUCACACUUUGCCAUUUAUUAACUCCUUGAGGGAAGUGUCCUCUCAACUGCAAACAUUUCAGGCCUCUCCUGAGACUCCAGAUGGAACAGCCUGUGGUUCAGCGCUGAAUGCUGCCCGUCAAAUUUUGUAUUGGUCGUCUGUUUUUAUUUCAAUGAUGGAGGCCAGCAAUACAGGGCAGCCUACAUGUACCGUAUCAUUAUCCACUUCCACAUCUACAUUGUCAACACCAACAUCAUCUACAUCAGUGUUAGCUUCAUCAACAUCAUCUGCAUCAACAUCAUCUGCAUCAUCAUCAUCUGCAUCAAUAUCAUCUGCAUCACCAUCAUCUGCAUCAACAUCAUCUACAUUGGCAUUAUCUAGUUUGACAUCAUCUGUAUUAACAUCAUUUACCUUGACAUCUUCUGUAUCCACAUCACCUACAUCAUCUACGUCAUCUUUAUCCAGUCAUAACCCACCUGCUACAACUUGUGCAUCUUUGUUGUCAAAUGUUAUUCCACUAUCAGUGCAACAGGACCUGCAUCCUUUAUCCUCAUUUAAUCAGCAGUCUUCCCGCUCAGUAGUAAAUCCUCAACCUUCCACUUCAGAUACUCUGCCAUUUGGUCAGCAUUCUCUGUCAUUUCCUCCAGUUUUUUCUGCUACUGGUUGUACAGCGUCUCCGUUUUUUCAUGCUCAGCUAUCUUCAUCAACUCCACUCCUACCUUCCACAUUAUCUGGACAACCUGCAACAUUGCCUCCUCAAGCUCCCUCUAUCUCAUCCUUGCCAGUGGAAGUCACACCAUCACCAUUCCAACAAGUUUCAUCAUCUUUAAGCCUGUCACAUCCGUCAUGUAGUCAGCCUUCAUCUUCACAGUCAAGUGUCCAUAAUUAUUCAAUUUCAUCUAUAUUCUGCCCAGUCAUUUCAUCCACUGCAUCCACUGCCUUGCAGACAUUUCAUCAAAAUUCUCCUGCUCCAGCUCUUCAGCUAUCUUCACCCUCAGUUUCAUCUGUUUUGUAUCAUCAAGUGCCACCAGCAUGCUCUUCUGUGGUAUUAGAUCCUGUGACUCUUAACAUCCAUGCCAAAUAUGGUCUUCCUGGUCAAUCCUGUUUAGACUGGCUAAAUUCAUUAACAAUUCCAAGAAAUGUUGAAAGUCUGGAGCAAGUGAAGGAGAUCUGGGAGCUUGAAGCCAACAUUGUCCACCAUUAA
Molecule: messenger RNA, 1338 nt
Organism: Pocillopora meandrina
Lineage: Eukaryota; Metazoa; Cnidaria; Anthozoa; Scleractinia; Pocilloporidae
Source: the annotation of a GenBank genome assembly